Oncorhynchus kisutch (coho salmon) is the source of this 4009-nucleotide messenger RNA. It is a transcript of the gene kif23, whose product is annotated as kinesin family member 23. The transcript has 23 exons. The coding region runs from base 116 to 2800 and encodes 894 amino acids. Gene Ontology annotation, molecular function: microtubule motor activity; microtubule binding; ATP hydrolysis activity. Gene Ontology annotation, biological process: microtubule-based movement; mitotic spindle midzone assembly. The record is from RefSeq and is a predicted model, not a curated record. NCBI's taxonomy places the organism in Eukaryota, Metazoa, Chordata, Actinopteri, Salmoniformes, Salmonidae. Gene Ontology annotation, cellular component: kinesin complex; nucleus; microtubule.
AGGAACUUCCGUUGUUUCAGUCUCCUCUGAUUGGUUAAAUUUGAAAAAUAUUUAGUCCGCGAGGUAGAGGGAACGUUGGAGCUGGAAGCAAGAAAUCAAACCAUAACAUUUCACCAUGAUACGACCUACGAAGCAUAAAACCCCCCGUCGACCUGCUCCAAAGAAGCAAUCCAGCAACCAGAAAGAUCCAGUUGGUGUUUACUGUCGUGUGAGACCUCUUGGAGUGGAGGAUGAGGAGUGUUGUAUUGAGGUGAUCAGCAACACCACCAUCCAGCUACACGCUCCUGACGGACUCAAAGCCAACAGGAAUGGCGAGUUCAAGGAGACGCAGUACUCCUUCAAGAAGGUGUUCUGCAUUAAGACGUCCCAGAUGGAAUUGUUUCAGGAUGUUGCCAAGCCCCUAGUGGAUGACCUCAUUCACAGUAAAAAUGGUCUGCUGUUUACCUAUGGGGUGACGGGCAGUGGGAAGACCUUCACUAUGACUGGGUCUCCAGGACAGGGGGGGCUCCUGCCCCGCUCCCUGGACAUGAUCUUCAACAGCGUCGGCCCUUACCAGGCCAAACGAUUCGUGUUAAAGACCGAUGAUAAGAAUGGUAUGGAGGUCCAGAAUCAGGUGGAUGCUCUGUUGGAGCGCCAGAAGAGGGAAAACCAGCCAACUGUUGUCCCUAAAACACCCUCCAGGCAGAGGCUGGACCCAGAGUUUGCAGACAUGAUCAACCCAGAGGAGGCCUGCCGGGCGGACGGGGUGGACGAGGACAGUAGCUACAGUGUGUUUGUGUCCUACAUCGAGAUAUACAACAACUAUAUCUAUGAUCUGCUGGAAGAAGCCCCCUACGACCCCAUCAAACCCAAGUGGAAUGGAGGAGGUACUCCUCAGAGGCAGCCCAACCAAGAGUUCAUACCGCCCCAGUCUAAGCUCCUAAGAGAGGACCAGAACCACAACAUGUAUGUGGCCGGCUGCACCGAGGUAGAAGUUAAAUCUACAGAAGAGGCCUUUGAAGUGUUCUGGAGAGGACAGAAGAAGAGGCGUAUAGCCAACACUCAGCUCAACAGAGAGUCCAGCCGCUCCCACAGUGUCUUCAUCAUCAAACUGGCCCAGGCCCCUCUAGAUGCAGAUGGGGACAACAUCUUACAGGAUAAGAACCAGGUGAACGUCAGCCAGCUGUGCCUGGUUGACUUGGCGGGGAGUGAGCGCACAAGCAGGACCCGGGCUGAGGGCAACCGCCUCAGAGAAGCAGGGAACAUCAACCAGUCGCUCAUGACUCUGAGGACGUGUAUCGAAGUGCUUCGGGAGAAUCAAAUGUGUGGCACAAACAAGAUGGUUCCAUACCGUGACUCCAAGGUGACUCACUUGUUCAAGAACUACUUUGACGGGGAGGGUAAAGUACGGAUGGUUGUAUGUGUCAAUCCUAAAGCCGACGACUACGAAGAAACCAUGCUGGUGAUGCGUUUUGCUGAGAUGACCCAGGAGGUGGAGGUAGCCAGGCCCGUGGACAGGCCCAUCUGUGGCUUAGCUGCUGGGCGCCGGCAGAAAAACCAAGCCUUCAAAGACGAGUUGUCGCGACGCCUGGAGGAACGAGGAGGUCCUGUCAAUACAGAAUCCACCCAGUCAGUGAUGCACCAACUGCUCCAGAACCUUCCCCCUCUGCCUGCCAGCGAGAUCACGGACCCCCAUGAUGACGUCACGCUGCCCCGCCUCAUAGCGGUGCUGGAGAAGAGACACAAGAUCAGGCAGAUGAUGACCCAGGAGUACAACAGGGCUGCCGACAUGUUGAAGUCCAUGCUCCAGGAGCUGGACAGUAGCCUGGUCUCCAAGGAGAACUUGAUCCAGGACCAGAGAGGUCAACUGGGAGAGAAGGACAAGACCCUUCAUAGCCAGAAGACUGAGAUUGACCGUCUGGAGAAGAAGUCCAAGAUGCUGGAGUACAAGAUUGAGAUCCUGCAGAAGACCACCAACAUCUAUGAGGAUGACAAGCGUACGCUGCAGCAGGAGCUGGAGAGCAGAGAGCAGCGUCUGCAGAGAGAGCAGACGGAGAAGAGACGCAUGGAGCAACGCAUGCAGGGCAUGGUCCAGGACACCAAGCACAAGUGGGAGAAGGAGUGUGAGCGUCGUGUGUGUGCCAAGCAGCUGGAGAUGCAGAACAAGCUGUGGGUGAAAGACGAGAAGCUGAAGCAGUUGAAGGCCAUCGUGACGGAGAGCAAGACCCCCUCAGACCAGCGCCCCGCCCCCGACAAGCCCCAGCGCCCCUCCCGGGAGAGGGACCGCGUUCCCGCCAAGAGAUCGGCCUCGCCGUCACCCGUUCCCACGGGUCCCCCGGUGCGUGCGGUCCACAGGCGCUCUCACUCUGCGGGCGGGGAGAGGUGGGUGGACCACAAGCCGUCGUCUAACGUGGAGCUGGACACGGUGAUGCAGCCCAUCCUGGGUUCCAAUGCCAUUAAGGUCUCGGCCCCCAGCGAGAAGGCCCUAGCCAAAUGUGACAAGUACAUGCUCACUCACCAAGACGUGGCCUCUGAUGGAGAGAUACAGACCAAACUCAUUAAGGGUGAAGUGUUCAAGACACGAGGGGGAGGACAGGCAGUCCAGUUCACUGAUAUAGAAACUCUGAGACAGGAGCUCCCCACUGGACCAAGCCGUAAGAGGAGGUCGUCAGAGGGCAACACUGCCCAGGGGGGCGACCGUAUGGAGGGAGACUGGACAGAUGUGGAGACCAGGUGUUCUAUGGCUGUGGAGAUGAGGGCUGGAUCUAACCUGGGUCCAGGCUACCAGCACCAUGGACAUCAGAAACGCAGAAAGCCCUGAAGAUCCUGUCUGGGCUGCUCCAUACACCCCCCCCCCUGUCCUCAGCCCUCACCCCUCCCUCUGUCCUCUGCCCCUCCCUCCUCCUUUUCCCCUCCCUCCUCACCUCCACGCGGCUGGUGUGCAAUAGCUAACACUCUGGAAACGUUUUAUUUUUAAUCUUUAGCCUUAGUAACAACUAUUUAAACAUUUCCUAUUGCUUUUUUUAUAUAUGAAAAACAGUGUGUAUACACUACCGUUAAGUUCGGGGCCACUUAGAAAUGUCCUUGUUUUUUGAAAGAAAAGACACAAAAAAUUCCAGUAAAAUAACAUCGAAUUGAUCAGAAAUACAGUGUAGACAUGAUAAUCUUGGAUUAGAUAACACAACGUGCCAUUGGAACACAGGUGUGAUGGUUGCUGAUAAUGGGCCUCUUUACGCCUAUGUAGAUAUUCCAUUAAAAAUCAGCAGUUUCCAGCAACAAUAGUCAUUUACAACAUUAACAAUGUCUACACUGUAUUUCUGAUCAAUUCAAUAUUUUAAUGGACAAAGGAAGUGAUUUUCUUUUAAAAAACUUAAAAAACAAGGACAUUUUCAAGUGACCCCCAACUUUUGUACAGUAGUGUGUGUGUGUGUGUGUGUAUAUAUACAUCAACUUAUUUUGUAAAAUAUUUAAUAUUUUGGUGUGUGGUGUGGUCCCAUAUAAAGCCAGUAUUAACUGAAUGCAUCAUGAUUCAGCCAAAGAUGGACUGCUGUGGUUCAUAACGAACUGGGCCUGUUGACAAUAUAACAAUAGUUCAAUGUUUUCAGAUUGACUUGAGUUUUUCUGUCAUUAGUUUUUUUUAUAAGGAGAGUUGUAUUUUGUUAGGUGGCACAUGGGCAAGUCAGUGAAGAGUAGCCUGGUUUCAGAUCCAUUUGUACUGUGUUGCUAAAUACUAUAGUUAUUGUGGCGUGACAAUGAGCACAGGAGUUGACAAGACGACACAGAUCUGAGACCGGGCUAAUGUCGGGAUACAUUUUGUUCAGUGAAAUAUUUUCUCUGCUGAUUUUCUGUCUGUUUGAAACUAAGUUCAAGCCUUCAUUCAUUUUCACUUUAGUUUUGAAUCAGCUGAUAUAUUAUAUUAUUCAUAUUUCUCUGCUCGUUUUGUAAAGAUAUUUUAUUCUGGUUUGAACUAAACUGAUCUCCACGGCUUUGAUUGUAAAAGUAGUUUAGGAAUUAAAUUCCUUUCAAAACA